UCCUCUAACCUUCACCUCACUUCUUCUACAUCUCCAGUUCUCCUACAAAUCUUCUGUACCCUAUGUUCUUUUAAUAGUCUGCCUGGUUACUUUAAGAUGCUUCCCUCACCACCUCCAGACCUACCCAAAAAACCACCAUUUGCACCACCUGCCCACCCACCGCCUAUCAAAGCAGAACACCCUGAUCGACUGCAGCCUGUUAAGCUAGAACUGCCUGCUCGAUCCCCCUCAGCGAGACAUUUCAGCAUUAGUGAAAACCUCGCACAGAACCGUAAAGGGACGAGUAGGUCGGAGGUAGCCUCUGACACGAACGGAUCGGAGGUAAAGAUAGGUGGAAGUGAUUGUAAGGCCUCGACUGAGAUGUCAAACCCGUCGUCUUCUUUAAGGCUGGAAAAUCGUUCGAAACAGCCGCUACCUCCUCCCAUCCAGCCGCCGGCCUCAUCGCCUUCUACGUUGUUUCAAUCAAUCAGAAUUUCAGCCUCAUUUACUGUCGAAGUUGUCAGUCACCACGCGACGUCACACUGCAGAGAAGAGAAUGGGAAUGGGGGAAGAUGAUACAAACCGUGGUAAGAGGUUAAAAGUGGCGAUCAUAGACCUGCUCUGCAGGGUACAGUCCGCACUUCGAUUCAUAUCCGAAGAUAACGGUGGUUCUGCGCUGAAGGACUAGAAUACUGUUGGUCCCGGUCGGCCUCGAGCUUUCAUGGGAUGAUUGUGGGGUUGUAACACGGAGUGUAGAUGUGCUCAAAUUGCCUUGGAAACUAGUAAGAGACAACGAACGAGGAACGGAAGUCUUCAAGAGGUUGCAAUCUACAAUCUCAUUCAUGAGUAACUAGUAGAUUCGCAAUCUACUCUAAGAAAGAAUCUAUGAUAAUAGGCUCAACGUCGCACUGUAUUUGCCCUUGUUUAGGCAGUAAUCGAGGCAAACACUGCUUUCAAACUCCCCA
This is a messenger RNA of Aaosphaeria arxii CBS 175.79, 944 nucleotides long. RefSeq lists its product as uncharacterized. The record is from RefSeq and is a predicted model, not a curated record. NCBI's taxonomy places the organism in Eukaryota, Fungi, Ascomycota, Dothideomycetes, Pleosporales. Bases 97 to 555 code for a protein of 152 amino acids. The transcript has 2 exons.